Molecule: messenger RNA, 3493 nt
Organism: Xyrauchen texanus (razorback sucker)
Lineage: Eukaryota; Metazoa; Chordata; Actinopteri; Cypriniformes; Catostomidae
Product: NACHT, LRR and PYD domains-containing protein 3-like
Exons: 12
Coding region: 177-3353 (1058 amino acids)
Molecular function (GO): protein binding
Source: RefSeq, a predicted model, not a curated record
AGCAGAAAAUUACACGACGAUAGAAACUGAGAAAUGUUUGACAGUUUGUGUUCCACUGAAUCGUCUGAAACAAUCAAUAAAUUCAUUGUGAAGUAUUUUGUAGGUGAUAUUCUAGUCAGUAAAGAGGAACAUCAACAGUUCUUGACAGGUGUUCAGUGGACUGUUCAGAUGAUGUCAUGGACUCCACAAAGGAUCUCAGUGGACAGACAGACACAGGGAAGGUCAAGAGGAUACACAAACCCUGCCGAAGUGCUGCGGGGAAUCAUGAUGAUGAGGCCCAUUCAUCAGCGAAGCGUCAAUCGGUGAGACGGUGUGAUGUUCACGAGGACACUGUAGGGGAGCAGAAAGUUUUACGGCGAAAAGUCCUUCAGCUGGCUUGUGCAUAUGAACAGCAAUGUGUCAUUCAUGGAGAAUCUCCUGAAUCCAGCUGUGUGUCCAUGAAGAGUGACCGGUCAAUGGAUCAUCCACCUAAAUUCAGUUCAGGAGCCCCUUGUGCUGAUGUGAGUGUCAUUCAUGGAGAAUCUCCUGAAUCCAGCUGUGUGUCCAUGAAGAGUGACCGGUCAAUGGAUCCUCCACCUGAAUUCAGUUCAGGAGCCCCUUGUGCUGAUGUGAGUGUCAUUCAUGGAGAAUCUCCUGAACCCAGCUGUGUGUCCAUGAAGAGUGACGGGUCAAUGGAUCGUCCACUUCACUUCAGUUCAGGAGAGUCUUUGAUCAACUACAGAAACAAACAGGAUGAAUCAGAGUCAACUGCUGGGAAAGUGCCAUUGGACUCCAUUUUUGUGGAACUUGAGCACAAAAUCAUCUCUCUGAUGAAGAAAGAGCUGAAGAGUUUCAAGAGACUACUGAUCUCAGAUUCCCCAGCAUGCUCUGAGAGAGAGGAGGAGGAUGAUGAAGGUCAGAGCAGAGUCAGAGAGGGGUUUCUGAAGAUCACACUGCACGUCCUGAAGAAGAUGAAGCUGACAGACCUCGCUAACACACUUCAAACCAAACUGAUUUCUGUGCAUCAACAAAAACUCAAAACAAAACUAAAAGAGAAAUUCCAGAGAAUUACUGAAGGAAUGUCAAAUCAAAGCAGCUCAACACUUGUGAAUGAGAUCUACACAGAGCUGUACAUCACAGAGGGAGGGAGUGCAGAGAUCAAUAAUGAACAUGAGGUGAGACAGAUUGAGACAGCAUCCAGGAGAGCAGAGACACAGGAAACACCAAUCAAAUGCAAUGACAUCUUUAAAGCCUUACCUGGACAAGACAAAGCCAUCAGAACUGUGCUGACUAAAGGAGUUGCUGGAAUUGGGAAAACUGUCUCUGUGCAGAAGUUCAUUGUGGACUGGACUGAAGGAAAAGCAAAUCAGGAUGUUCACUUCAUAUUUCCACUUCCUUUCAGAGAGCUCAAUCUGAUGAAGCACAAAAAUAUCAGUUUGAUGGAUCUUCUUCAUCAGUUUUUCACAGAUACAAAAGAACUGAGAUCAACAUUCCUUGAUGACUACAAAGUCAUUUUCAUUUUUGAUGGUCUGGAUGAGUGUCGACUUCCUCUAGAUUUCCAGAACAAUGAUAUUUUGUGGGAUGUGACAGAAUCGGCCUCAGUGGAUGUGCUGCUGACCAACCUCAUCAAGGGGAAUCUGCUUCCUUCUGCUCUGCUCUGGAUCACCUCUCGACCAGCAGCAGCCAAUCAGAUUCCUCCUGAGUGUGUUGACCAGCUCACAGAUGUACGAGGCUUCAAUGACCCUCAGAAGGACGAGUAUUUCAGGAAGAGAAUAAAAGAUGAGCGUCUGGCCAACAGAAUCAUCACACACAUGAAAUCAUCAAGAAGCCUGUACAUCAUGUGUCACAUACCAGUCUUCUGUUGGAUUUCAGCCACUGUUCUCCAGAGACUGUUGAGUGAAGCAGAGAGUGCAGAGAUCCCCAAGACUCUCACUCAAAUGUUCACACACUUCCUGAUCUUUCAGAGCAAACUGAAGAGCCAGAAGUAUGAUGGGAAAUGUGAGGUGGAUCUUCAGCAGGCUAGAAAGAGGAUUCUGUCUCUGGGAAAACUGGCUUUUCAACAGCUGGAAAAAGGGAACCUGAUCUUCUAUGAGGAGGACCUGAGAGAGUGUGGCAUUGAUGUCAGAGAAGCGUCAGUGUACUCGGGAGUUUGUACCCAAAUCUUCAGAGAGGAGUUUGGACUGCAGCUGGGGAAGGUGUUCAGCUUUGUGCAUCUGAGCAUUCAGGAGUUUCUCGCUGCUCUGUAUGCUUUUAUUUCCUUUUAUCAACAGAAAUCAGGUCUCUUCAAUAAGUUUAAGUCAUCUAUGAGUGAUCUCCUGAAGAGUGAAGUGGACAAGGCCUUACAGAGUGAGAACGGACACCUGGACCUUUUCAUUCGAUUCCUUCUGGGUCUCUCACUGAAGUCCAAUCAGACAAUCUUACGAGAUCUACUGAGACAGACAGGAAGCAGCUCUGACAGCAAACAGGAAAUAGUUGAGUACAUUAAGAUGAAGAUCAGGGAGAAUCCCUCUCCAGAGAAAUCCAUCAAUCUGUUCCACUGUCUGAAUGAACUCAAUGAUCAUUCUCUAGUGCAGGAAGUACAAACAUACGUGAACAGAAGAGAUAUCAAUCGUCUCUCUGGAGUCAGUCUCUCUCCUGCUCAGUGGUCAGCUCUGGUGUUUGUGUUGCUGAACUCAGAAGAGGAGCUGGAUCAGUUUAAUCUGAGGAAAUAUGAUCCAUCACAUGAAUGUCUUCUGAGACUGCUGCCGGUGAUCAAAGCAUCCAGAAAAGCUGAUCUGAUGGGCUGCAAUCUGACAGAGAAAAGUUGUUCAGCACUGGCCUCAGUUCUAAGCUCAAACUCCUCAGGUCUGAGAGAGCUGGAUCUGAGUAGCAAUGACCUGCAGGAUUCAGGAGUGAAGCUGCUCUCUGAUGCACUGAAGAGUCCUCACUGUACACUAGAAAUACUGAGAUCUGCAGCUUGUAGAUUCACUGGUCAGUGCUGUGAAAAUUUGUCUUCAGUUCUACAUUCAUCAAAAUCCCUGAGAGAGCUAGACCUGAGUAACAAUGACCUGCAGGAUUCAGGAGUGAAGCUGCUCUCUGAUGCACUGAGGAAUCCUCAAUGUACACUGGAAAUACUGAGAUUUGCAGCUUGUAGAUUCACUGAUCAGUGCUGUGAAAGUUUGUCUUCAGUUCUACAAUCAUCAAAAUCCCUGAGAGAGCUGGACCUGAGUAACAAUGACCUGCAGGAUUCAGGAGUGAAGCUGCUCUCUGAUGCACUGAAGAGUCCUCACUGUACACUGGAAAUACUGAGCAUAGUCUCUAUGGGACUGACAGGAAGAACGAAAGACUCGGACCCGGCCGAACCCAAACCCGAAGACUCGAGAGUCGAGACUUGAACUAAUCAUUUAUCUUUCCGGAUCCGGACCGGUAUGCUGCAUGUGCAUGCAGUCAGUGAGUGCAUUGGCUGCUGUGUCACACCACACGGCCCACACACAGACACUGACGAGUCGACAUCGACAACUAAGUAUUUUUAACG